UUCGAAGUUGCUAUCAAAUGCAUGCCGAGUAAUCCCCAUGGUUAAAGACCGAAUUCCAAAAAGUGUCUUAUGCUUUUUUUCAAAUUUGAAAAUCGUUUAUUUUAAAUUUCACCAACUUUUUUCUGGAUAAUACUAUGGAAGAGCACGUCAAUUACACUAGGUGUGCACUUAGUUUUUGUAAUAACACUUACUCGAGAACUGAAAAUGAACAAUUAUCGUUUUUUAGAUUUCCUGAAGAUCCAGUAAGAUGUGCUAUUUGGGUUAAAAACUGUGAUUCAAAAUAUUUGCCGUAUGUAGAACCAAAAAUAUUGAAUAAAAGGUGUAAAUUAUGUUCAUUGCAUUUUGAAGACCGAAUGUUCAAUUUCCUAAAGAAUAGACUCUUAUCCAAUGCAGUACCAACAUUAUUUAAAAAUAAACCUUCAGUAAUAACAGCAAAUACAUCUCAAAAUGUUUAUGAAACUAUUACAAUAGAUGAUAACGUCCCAGCAGGUAUCCCAAUUGAUCCUCUUACAUCUUGUACAGAAUAUGAUAAGUAUGUUAACAAAAACCUUUUUGAUGCACCAACAACUACUGGAGUUGUAAAAAUGUCAGUAAGUCUUCAAACUCCAAAUUACUUAUCGGCCAGAUCACCACGAAAACUUAAACUUAAGAAGCAACUAGCUGAAGAAAUCAAUGUAAAGAAGCAGUUAGAAAAAACUGUCAACGAAUUGAAAAGACAAUUAGACCGAACAAACACUGAAAAUAAUUGUCUUAAAUUGUGUGAAACAUAUUUACCCUCAACAAUGUACUUGCUGGUAAAAAAUUAUUUGACAAACAAACAUAAAACACCCAAUGGCCAACGACAUCUUGAUGAAAUAGUACAAUUCUCACAUACUGUUCAUCAUCUUGGACCUAAAGCUUAUGGUUUCCUUCAAAAACAUUUUACCCUUCCUCAUAGGCGUACUUUAAGGAAAAAAAAUCUUCAAAAUAUUGACAAAAAUAUUCAAGACAUAGUUCAAAAUGACCAUAGGUACAGUAAAAUUUAAUAGUAUCUAUUAGAAACUAAUAUUUUUACAUUAUAAUCAAAGACUGAUUUGAGGUCAAAAAAACAAUUUAUGUAAUGAACUCUUU
Molecule: messenger RNA, 1110 nt
Organism: Myzus persicae (green peach aphid)
Lineage: Eukaryota; Metazoa; Arthropoda; Insecta; Hemiptera; Aphididae
Product: 52 kDa repressor of the inhibitor of the protein kinase-like
Exons: 4
Coding region: 135-1025 (296 amino acids)
Molecular function (GO): sequence-specific DNA binding
Source: RefSeq, a predicted model, not a curated record